AUGUUUCUAAAUCGCUUGAGCCGCCUGCUGAAGCCGGCGCUUGUGUGCGGAGCUUUGGCUACCCCUGGCUUGAUCGGAACCAUGUGCGCGUCCCGGGACGACUGGCGCUGUGCGCGCUCCAUGCACGAGUUCUCCGCCAAGGACAUUGACGGGCACAUGGUCUGCCUGGAUAAAUACAAGGACUUCGUGUGCAUUGUCACCAAUGUGGCCUCGCAAUGAGGCAAAACCGAAGUAAACUACACUCAGCUUGUCGAUCUGCACGCGCGGUACGCUGAGUGUGGUCUGCGCAUCCUGGCCUUCCCCUGCAACCAGUUCGGGAAGCAGGAGCCAGGGACCAAUGAGGAGAUCAAGGAGUUCGCUGAAAGCUACAACGUCAAGUUUGAUAUGUUCAGCAAGGUCUGCGUGAAUGGAGAUGACGCCCACCCGCUGUGGAAGUGGAUGAAAGUUCAGCCCAAGGGGAAGGGGAUGCUGGGGAACGCCAUCAAAUGGAACUUCACCAAGUUUCUCAUCGACAAGAAUGGCUGUGUGGUGAAACGCUAUGGCCCCAUGGAGGAGCCCCUGGUGAUCGAGAAGGACUUGCCCUGCUACCUGUAG
Cavia porcellus (domestic guinea pig) is the source of this 594-nucleotide messenger RNA. RefSeq names its product glutathione peroxidase 4 (gene Gpx4). Gene Ontology annotation, molecular function: phospholipid-hydroperoxide glutathione peroxidase activity; glutathione peroxidase activity. Gene Ontology annotation, biological process: response to oxidative stress. Gene Ontology annotation, cellular component: nucleus; mitochondrion. NCBI's taxonomy places the organism in Eukaryota, Metazoa, Chordata, Mammalia, Rodentia, Caviidae. The transcript has 7 exons. The record is from RefSeq and is marked validated.